GCUAGUCGUCGUUUCCCGCCUAAACGAAGAAAAUUGGAACAUCGAACGCGAAAUUUUUUUUUUUUAACUUUUUUUCACGUGCGUCUCGCCGGCCAGUGUAUCUAUACCUGGAGGUCCUUUAUAGUGCAUUGAAUUCUUCUGUGAUUUUGUGAAUUAUGUGAAAAACAUUUCGUGUUUAAAAAAUAAACUUGUAAAACAUAUUUUAUAACUUGAAUGUGGUAUUGAAAUUUGUACAAUGGGGAAUUUUGACAGGAGGAAAUUUAUGGAUUCAUUUUUGAAAAUGAAUACGACGACGUGGUUAUCACUAGUUUUAGCCAUCAUCACAUUUGCGACGCCAGGACUAUCGAGUGAGCCACGGGUGGUGUGCUACUAUACGAACUGGUCGGUGUAUCGACCGGGCACGGCGAGAUUUAACCCUCAGAAUAUCAACCCCUACCUAUGCACGCAUCUCAUCUACGCCUUCGGUGGUUUUACGAAAGACAACACGCUCAAGCCUUUUGAUAAAUAUCAGGACAUUGAAAAAGGUGGCUACGCGAAGUUCACCGGACUGAAGACUUACAACAAAAAACUUAAGACGAUGCUGGCUAUUGGCGGAUGGAAUGAAGGGUCCACACGCUUUUCACCCAUGGUCGCUUCAAAAGAACGACGAAGGGAAUAUCUGGACUGGAUGAACUUGUUGACCUACGACUACCACUCAGCGUUCGAGCCCGCUGUCAAUCACCACGCGCCGCUGUACCCUCUUGAAGAACCCAACGAGUACAGUGUAGACAAUGAACUCAACAUUGACUACACAAUCAAGUUCUACCUCGAGCAAGGCGCAGACCGCGACAAACUAGUUCUCGGCAUCCCGACCUACGGGCGAUCGUACACACUCUUCAACCCUGACGCCGUGGAGAUCGGGUCUCCUGCGGAUGGUCCAGGAGAACAGGGAGACGCGACCAGAGAGAAGGGAUACUUGGCUUACUAUGAGAUUUGCGAAGCUUUAAAACCCAAAGAGAGGAAAAAGAAGAGCACUGAUGAGGAGGAUGAAGAGUCCGAAGAAGAAGAGGAGGAGGAUGUGCCCUGGACGGUGGUACAACCGAACCCUAACGCGAUGGGUCCGGUAGCUUACAAAGGCAACCAGUGGGUUGGGUACGAUGACAUCGACAUUGUUAGAAAGAAGGCCGAAUAUGUGGCUGAGAAUGGUCUUGGAGGUAUUAUGUUUUGGUCUAUCGACAAUGACGAUUUCCGCGGGACCUGCCACGGCAAGCCCUACCCUCUCAUUGAAGCUGCUAAGGAGUCAUAUAUUGUUCGACUCGGCUCUACUGAUAAUGCCAUCGUGACUGACAAGCCCCGAGCGGCAACAACGGCUAGAAGCAACAGGAGACGCAACCGACCCAAGAGUAGCACCACCACCGUCAAGUCUACCACUAGCAACAAGCGCAAGAGUGGACAAUCGAUAAGCAGUACCACACCAGGAUGGAAUAUCGUUACCCCUGAACCUCCUACCACCCCAGAUCCAGGCUCAGAUUUCAAGUGCACUGACGAAGGUUUCUUCCCUCACCCUCGCGACUGCAAGAAGUACUUCUGGUGUCUGGACUCCGGACCGUCCAACCUAGGCAUCGUCGCUCACCAAUUCACUUGUCCCUCUGGUUUAUUCUUCAACAAGGCAGCAGACUCUUGUGAUUUCGCCCGCAACGUGCUCUGCAAGAAACCAAGCGCAACUACGAAAGCACCGACAACAAAAGCACCGUCUACGACCACCACCUCGACUACCACUACCCGACGACCUGUCAAACUCAGCACAAAGAAUUCGUUGUUGUUUAGAACCACCACGACAACUACUACUACCACUCCUGAACCUGAGGAAGAAGAAUACGUGGACGAAGUUGAAGAGGACGCAGCUGACAUAGACGCAGAGGAUCCCAAAGUUAUUAAGGAACUGAUUGACCUCAUUAAGAAAGUCGGAGGCGUGGAGCAACUAGAGAAGCAGUUGCAUUUAAGUGAGUCUUCACCAAGAAGUGAAGGCGCAAUCACAACGACACCGUUACCCAUUAGCAAGAAACUAUAUCAGAAAGUACUUGAACGCACGCGUGGAAAACUGCCGAGUAUCUCCAAUCAGAACUCAUCACAAAACAGUCGGCGAGGACCUCAAAACGCCGGACUAGAACCAUCGGAAGAUAGAGACAAGAUUUUAAGGAAGGACAGACCACAGUACACGACAAUCAAUCGCGCACGCCCCUCCACCAAGCUACCUCUGGACGAAGCGCUGGAAGAAGAUAUAGACGAUACUCCACAACAGCUGCAGCGCGCAAGAGCGGCCGUCGAAGAACCCAAAGUCGCCACCACUUCUAAGCCAUUGCAAUACGUGAAUAUUCGCAGAGCGAGGCCCACGGUCGUCUCGACAUCUGAUACUGCGGAUGAUACUGCAUCGAGAAACGCACUGUUUGAGAGACCUGAAUCCAUUGUGACUGUGUCGGAGACAGCUAACACUUUGGACAUAGCGGCGGCAAGGCGCGAAAACAUCCCAGAAUAUGUUACUAUAAGAAGGCAGCGACCUUCAACUGAAGUGCCUACCACAGUACAAUAUUCGGAAGCUGAAGAAGAAAGUCAAGAAACUGCCUUAGAAAGAGAGAUUUCUUCCCCUGUUUCCGAAAUCCAACCUAAGUACACCUCCAUCGUACGAGCUCGUCUCUCGACCCUUACCCCUGAAGACCUUUCCACACCUGAACCUACCACUGUUCUUGCUGUCCAAAUAUCUUCCCUGUUAAACUCCCCGAGUGCUUCUGAACUUGAAACUCCCGAGACGACAGACGCUGAAGCCACUGAAGCCGCGACGACUACGACCACGACCACCACUGUGGCUCCAUCCAGUGCCGCGACUAGGCGACCGAUCCGAAGACGAGGUUCCACAACCACCACUCAAGCCCCAGCCGUAUCUUCCACCACUCAGGUGAGUUCCAGGAAUUAUACUUUUGUUCGCCGACGCCGCCCUCAACAACCCAACGAAAUAUCCACGGACUCGGAUGAAACAGUAGAAAUAUCUCGAAGGAUCAGAUCGACUACUCCUGACAGUAGAGAAGUCGAGCCUAGAGAUGAUAUUAAUGGGGAAAAUAGGGAAAGGGAAACCGGAUUAAGUAGACCUAGAAUUAGAUUCCAAGCACGAGUUGAAGACUCGGUUCCUGCUGCUGCAUCUCCUGUCUCUAGAGGACAAUUCAGACCUCAAAUAAGUAGGGAUGAAAUUUUGUCGCUUACUCCUGUAGAUGUUGACACACCUCAAUUCACUCAAAGGCAAAGCUUUAGUCCAAGAACAGAUAGACGUUUCCGAGGUAGAACAACCGUACCUGACAGAGUCGUGGAUAGUGAAGUAUCUGCCGCUACUAUUGAAGCUAGGCCUUCGAGUAUUAUUCCUAGAGGCCGAAGAAGGUUUAGUCCUAGUUCUACAACACCCGUUCAAGAACAAGCUUUUGCGUCAGAAGAGCCGCCUAGUCCAAGGAGACCCACAUUUGCCAGAUUUACACCACGGCCAUUUGCACGAACAUCAACUACUACAGCAGCUACAGAACAGGAACGAGAUGAACAAAAUAAACAAAAUAUCGUCGCCACGUCGAAAUUACCCACCCGUUUGCCAUUCGGAAGAUCUAGAUUUAUUUCCUCAACUAUUUCACCACAAAAUCAUCCAAGAAAAUUGCCUUUCCCGUCGCGUAUUGUGACAACACCACAAGCAUUACCCGAUGAAACUGACGAGGAGGAAUUUGAAGAAAAGGCAGACGACAUAUCAUUGUCAGAAAGUGCUAUCACCGAGAACGAACACAACGAAGAAUUUAUUGAUGAAGUAGAAGAACUACCAAAACGUCGUAUUGUCAUUAAAAAGCUAAGAACACCAGUUAGUUCUACAACCGAAAGCACGAUUUCAACAGAAGCUGUACAAAUCUCGGAUGAGAAUGGAAAAAAGAAAUUCAGAGUAAUUCGUAGAAGGCCUACAUCGUCUACAAUUUCAUUUGAACCUAGUUCCACAUCUACCGAAUCUCCUUCAUCUACGCCUACAAGGAUUCGCAAAAUAAUUCGAAAGAAAAUUAAACUCAUCGAAGAUGAACCUGAAAUAAUCGCUAAAUCUAUUGGUUCACUUCAUACGGCUAAAGAUAUAACUACCGAGAUUGUAGCUAACUAUGGAGAGAAAAGUAGACCUGUUACCUCUGAAGCACCUCCUGAUGCGCCCAUCGAAGAAAAGUCGGAAGAAGUUGAAGAACCAGUAACAAAUAAAGAUAAAAGCAGUCUCAUAGAAUCUCCGGAAAAACAAAAUGACAAAGAUUCUUCCUCUCUUGAAAAGGAACAAUUAGAAAAAGAAGACAAAAAUCCUUCUACAGAGUCGAUUGAAAUUGAUAAAAAACCCGACGUUGUUAUAGAAACAGAACAGAAAACCAUAGACAUUUCGAAUAAUAAAGACGAACAGACCACCUCUCAGGACACGCCUUCUACAGAAGCAGAGGAAUCUCAUCCCGAAACUUCAACUACUAGCAGCACAACUACAACUACUCCCUCAAUUCGCAAUAGAUUACCUUAUAGACCUCUCAAGAGAACAUUUACAUCGACUACUGAAAGUACACCUUCUAGUAGCCGGACGUUUAGCCGUAAAUUUAAUUCUGGUGCCUACACUAGUCCCUCAACGGUGGAAAGAGAUGCUGAAGUAUCGUCAGUCAGAGCAACUGUCACCAGGAGACCGUUCUCUGCAAGAACUUUUACAAGAAGACCGUUCAGUACUAGUGUAAGGACCACCAAAAAAGUAGUAGUAGAAGAAGAAUAUUCUUUAGAGGAAGAUCUUGAUGAGCCAGAGGAACCCGAAACUCGGUUGGUAUUAGUGCCACCAAGUCAGCUGUUUACUAGAACAAGACCAGAUGAAGAAGAAAACAAUGCUUCCGAAGAUUCACAUGACGAAGAUGACGAAGCUGAAGAUCAACUACGAAAUAGAUUUGUACCCAACUCACGACGACCAACAUUUAAACCUCGUGUUGUUAAUUCAAACACCUUUAGAACGACUUCUUCAACUACAGAACUACCUAAACGAGUUACUGGUUCACAAAAUAGAACUGUUAUUUUUAAUAGAUUUGGAGGUAAUAAACCUAUCAAUGAUACUAAAAAGCGUGUACAAAACGUUCCAGUCGGUUACAGUAGUAAAUCAAGUACAGAAAAAGAAAUCUCCGAUUUAGUGACAGAUAAAGGAUCUGAUGGAGAACUGACUACAACAAAUGCACCCACUGAUGGCGCUGAGAGUACAACGGAGGAUGAUGACUAUUUGACAAUAACAGAAACGACAACAUCUUCAGGUAAUACUAAAUACGGCGAUAUCACUACUUCUAACACAGUUGAAACCGAAACCACCAUGGAUGAGUUUGACUUAAGCACAGAUGAUUACUUGGAAUUCACAGAAGGAACUACAAACUUACCAUCUACUCAAGAUUACACAACUAAUACGCAAACUGAAACCGAUACUCAAACUUCAACUGCCGCGCAUAGUACUACUACAUCCACAGAAUCAAGGGAAGAAAUAACUACUACUGAAGCUACACUUGAAACAACUUCUGCACCGACACCUUCACCAAUCGUAAAGACUCAGUACAAUAAAUUGUUCUCGGUUAGCAGAGUGGUUGAAGUAAAUUCUAAAUUAGAUAAACAUCGCCUAAAUAAGAAAAAUGAAACUACUCUAAUAGAAGAAGGAGAAAUCAUGGUCGAAAAGAAACCCACUGUCGACAAAAUUGGAGAAGUCAGUAGAUUUAGUCUAAUCAAAAUUUUUGAAGAUGAAAUUCCAAUAUACCUAACAAAAUUGGGACAUGUUUAUCCAGUAGAAAAUCCUCCAGAUAAUCUCAUUCGUAUUGACGAAGCUAGAAAUGCUAGGGCACUAGUGAACUUUGCCGAUGCUCCGAGAGAAAAUCUUAUUGCUUCUGAAAGUAUGAAUGAAGCUUAUAGACAUGUCAACAAAGUGACUAAUCAACCAAAAGAUUUAAUCAAUGCUAAAGAUGUAGUGGUACAUGUUCCAAAUGAUGAUUUCUUAAAAUAUAUCAACGAUGACAAAAAGUCAGAUAAAUCUGAAGAUGAACAGUUUCCUCAGUGGCAAUUUGUACCAGCUGCUUAUGAAAACGAAAGGAACAGAGCAGCUAAAACUUUCGAAAUAAUCACCCCGAGAAGCAUGCUGAGUGAACCAUCUACUCUCCCUCUAGAAGCUUUAUUUAAAACUGAGAACCCAAUGGCUAGAAAAAUUGUAGAUAACGGAAACAAACCUUUCGUAGUAUAUUCCGCAUCUAUACCGACACAAAAAGAAGAGGCCAACAUCGUGAAAUUAGAUAUAAUUAAAUCAGAGACGGGUCGUAACAUAAUCACGUUUGCCAAAGGACAGGAAUUUAAGGGAGCACCUGUUACUGAAACCACAAUAAAAUAUCCUGUAAACAUUUCUGUUUUACCAAAAGGGCUUGAAUCUUCGUCCACUAGUACAACAACGACCACUGCAACUCCAGAAACUAUAAAAACAAGUCCUAUUGUAGAACUCCUUACUACAAAUGCUGUUUCAACAAAAUCCACUACAGAAAUGCAAACAACUUUUGCAUCUACUACCGAAAUAUCUGCAACAGAAACUGUUCCUGAAGAAACAACUACUAUAAAAUCUCCACUCGAUGCUAAAAGAUCCAAAUUCGCAUUCCCAAGAAGGCCUGCAAUCAAAUCAAAUGUAACAAGACCUAGCAUUGUCCCACGUCCUACCAAGAAAAUAAAUGCCACUGUCAACAACAAUCUCCUAAUAAAACCCAAUAAGACUUCAACGUUCAACCCUUCAAAAACACGGUUCACUGGUAAUAGAAAUCAGAACGUCCCUGUAGAUAUUAAAAGGAAGCCUAUUUCAAAACCAGCCAAAGCUUUUACAACUACACAAGCACCAAAAACGACUACUGAAAGGAAACCUUAUUAUUUAGCCUUACGACCUGGACGACCCGCCUUUAUUCCUAGGAAAAAUAUUACUUCUACGACCACACCAGUCACAGGAGACACUUAACUAACAGAGUUUGUGGUAAGUUUUAAGAUUUAGUACGGGAUUAAUCCGGUUUCCCUGGCCAUAAUUAUGUGAACUGACUGAAAAUAAAAUAUUAAACCAUAGCUCUAAUGUUUUUGGAAGCCUGCGUCACUUACCGAAAAGUUUUUGUCCACAUAUUGUUAAUGAGAUAAGUUCCAAGUAUUUUUUCGAGUCCAACUAAUGUCGUUAUUGGGCUUGCAUACAAUCAGUAUACUUCUAAAAUAUUUCUUCUUUAU
Molecule: messenger RNA, 7272 nt
Organism: Hyposmocoma kahamanoa
Lineage: Eukaryota; Metazoa; Arthropoda; Insecta; Lepidoptera; Cosmopterigidae
Gene: Cht6
Product: mucin-5AC
Exons: 18
Coding region: 236-7018 (2260 amino acids)
Biological process (GO): carbohydrate metabolic process; chitin catabolic process
Cellular component (GO): extracellular region
Molecular function (GO): chitinase activity; chitin binding
Source: RefSeq, a predicted model, not a curated record